Molecule: messenger RNA, 1450 nt
Organism: Exaiptasia diaphana
Lineage: Eukaryota; Metazoa; Cnidaria; Anthozoa; Actiniaria; Aiptasiidae
Product: monocarboxylate transporter 13
Exons: 4
Coding region: 161-1438 (425 amino acids)
Biological process (GO): transmembrane transport
Molecular function (GO): transmembrane transporter activity
Source: RefSeq, a predicted model, not a curated record
AAGUCGUUCGAAGCUUCUGGAUUUUACAGAUACACAGGAAGCCCACGUACAAGCUAAGCUACUUUGCAAGAGAUAUAUUUUCAGAAAUAAUGCCGUUUAUUAUUAUAACCCUUCAGGCGAUUAGUUGUUUUGUGCCAGCGUAUUAUGGAAUUACGAAUUUAUGCGGGGACUGAAAUCCCAGACAUUUCAAUGGCUUGUCAACACUCAAAAAAUGUUUUAUACCAUGCUGAAGUUUGCCUCAAAUUGUGAAGAGUAUAUGAAAGAGCCCAUUAUCAUGAUAAGCAACGAAAUUAACGACAACAUUUCAAGAUCUUCAGUGAUGUUUGAUAAACAAGAGCAUGAACCAGGCGACCAGUCUUAUCAAGAAACUUGUUUCAAGCGAAUUGAUGGCCCUUGGUCGUGGAUCAUGAGUGUUCUACUGAUGACUUCGUCUCUUUUCAUCUUUGGUUGUGCUUCAACUUAUGGAAUACUGUUUCCUAACAUACUAAAAGACUUCAAAUCAACUCGAGCUCUUACAGCUGCUCCUGGUUCAAUAGCUGUAGCCAACAUUGGGCUUCUGGGCCCAGUUAUAGGAAAACUAUGCGAUCAUUUUGGAUCUCGGAAAAUCUUAUUGCUGGGAAGUCUGGUAUCUGCAAGUGGACUUGUUGCUUCUUCGUUUGUACCAACUAUUGGUUUUUUAAUUGUAACAUUUGGAAUAGUUUUAGGCUCAGCAGUGGGCCUUGUUUACUUUAGCACAAUGGUUGCUGUUCCAGUGUAUUUCGACAAAUAUAAAUUUGAAGCAACAUCGCUAGUAUCAGUGGGGUGCGGGUCUUCUCUCUUGGCUAUGACUCCUAUUGUACAAAAUUUAAACCAAGCUUUGGACUGGAGAGGGUCGAUGCUCGCCAUGGCUAAAUUCUCUGAAGAUAUUGGUAUUGAUAGCUAUCGAUCAUCCUGGCUGUACUUCAUCAUUGGAUUCAGCUCUACGGCAUCUAGACUUCUUGUUGGAAAAUUUGGAAAAGUCGGUCCACUUCCUCUUCUAGAUAUAUUUCUUCUUGGAAGUGUGAUUCUCGCUUUGGGGAAUUUUGUUCUACCUUCUACAUCGGUGUACUAUGCGUUGGUGCUGUAUUCUACUGUCUACGGUGUAGGGGAGGGGUUAGUAUACACGCCGACGAUCAAUAUUGCAAUUGAGAGUGUACCAGCUGAUAAACGAGGGAGUGGUUAUGGUCUUUUCCAGAUGUGCGUUUGCUUGGCGUAUAUCAUUGGACCUAUUUUAUCAGGUUUUAUAGCAGACGUAAGUGGAUCAUACAACAAUGCCUUCUACACUGCUGGCUCGCUAGAAGUCUUUGCUGGAUGUCUAUAUAUUUUGUCUCGUUGUAUUCCAUCAUCAAAUAGAGAAGUUAUUUUGGAUGGCACUUUGGAUACACAACUUGUAGUAGUUGAGAAAGAAACCGUACUUUAGAUUGAUAAGGAA